Molecule: messenger RNA, 696 nt
Organism: Salvia miltiorrhiza (redroot sage)
Lineage: Eukaryota; Viridiplantae; Streptophyta; Magnoliopsida; Lamiales; Lamiaceae
Product: serine/threonine-protein kinase BRI1-like 2
Exons: 2
Coding region: 1-696 (231 amino acids)
Molecular function (GO): protein binding
Source: RefSeq, a predicted model, not a curated record
AUGGAGCAAGGUUGCAUCGUCCGUGAGAUCACGGCGGCGACGUCCCGCAACGCAUACCCAUGCACGUUUCACUGCGUCACCUGCAACGAUCAACGCCGCGUCACUGCCCUCGAUCUUGCCAUAUCCAACCUCGUCGGACAAAUCUUCUCUUCCCCAUUUUCCUCACUAGACAUACUCAUCUCCCUCAACCUCUCCGCCAAAUCCUUCGUCGUCAAUGCCAACUCUUCUCUCUUACAAAUCCCUUACACCGUUAAGGAGCUCGAGCUCUCCUUCUCCGGUAUCAUCGGCCACAUACCAGAGAAGAUGUUCACCAACUGUCCCAACCUUGAGUACGUCAAUCUAGCCUUCAACAACAUCACCGGAUUCCUGCCGGAGAAUCUCUUACUUCACAUCGACAAGCUUAAAUAUCUCGAUUUCUCCUAUAACAACAUCUCGGGCAUGAUAUCCGACUUGAAGAUCGAGAGGUGCAGCUCUUUGUCUCAUCUCGAUUGGUCGGGAAAUCAGAUUGCGGGAUCACUACCGCCGUCUAGUGAAGCUGAUUAUGCGGCAGAAUUUUGUCUCCGACGAAAUCCCCUCCGCUUUCGGCGCGCUGAAAAGCCUGCAAACCCUAGACCUCACCCACAACCACCUCAUCGGCUGGAUCCCAUCGGAGCUCGGCAACAUGUGUGCCUCCCCUUAUCGACCUCAAGCUCUUGA